UCCCGCUACUCGCCGGCAGUUGCGGAUCGCUCUUAAGUGAAACGUCCCCGCCGCCGCCGCCGCCGCCGCCCCGCGCUCGCCGCCGCCGCCCCUGCCGCCACCGCGGAGCCGCUGCGCGCCCGCCCGCCCGCCCGCCGCAGCCCCCCAUGCGCCGCCCCCGCGGCCCGCGGCGCGAUGCGCGGGGCGCUCCGUGACUCGGGCGGCGGAGCGCGGCCAGGACGCCCCGGCGCCCGCGGCGGAGGAGCAGCAGCCCCGCGGCGCCGCCGCUCCCUGCGAUGACCCGCGGCGCCGCCCGGCCCCGCUCCCGGCCCGGCCCCCGCGGCAGCCCCGCCGCCGCCGCCGCCGCCGCCGCGCCGCCUCCCCCGGCGCCGGCAAAAGUUUAGCGCCGCGAAGUGCCCGCGUCCGCCGGCGGCUCCCCGCGCCCCGCGCCCCGCCCGCGCCCCGCCGCCAACUUUGCCGGAGGGCGGCGGCGCCGCGGCCCCCCAUGCCGCCGCCGCCGCCGGGGCAGGAGCCGCGGCCGCCCCGCGCCGAGCCGGCCCCGCGCGGGUGCUGGUGCCAGAAGAAAAGAACGAUUGAUGGGGAAAAGACACCAGCCUGUAGACACUCGUCCUUUUGCUUCGGAUACUGAUUUAUCAGUGCGCCUGGGCAUCCCCUGUGAGCCGUGAACACGGAGGAUCACUCGGGGUUAUCGACAGCGUAGCUGAAGACCCGCAACUUCACGAGCUAUUACCUGCUCUUGGACAUGUGUUACGAGAAGCCCUGAUAGAUAAGUUGUAAGACAAAGGACAAGCUCUACAUUGCUGUGAAAGGCUGUCAUUUGGGGAUUGUGGCUUCUACCAAAGUCUUCAACUGAGUAAAUCAAACACCGUAUACUAAUGCUUCAUGUCUGAGUUGGAACCUAUUUUACAAAAUAUAUACAUGUACAUAUAUGCAUAAUCUAUAGACUGCACGUACGCCGGUACUGAGUAUACUUACGAAGGUGCCACAAAAGGAUUUAGAGAUGUAUUUAUCAAGAUUCCUGUCACUUCAUGCCCUCUGGGUUACUGUGUCUUCAGUGAUGCAGCAUUAUCCUUCCGUGUGGGGACAUUAUGACGUGUGUAAGACUCAGAUUUAUACAGAAGAAGGAAAAGUAUGGGAUUACAUGGCCUGCCAGCCGGAAGCCAGAGACAUGAUCAAAUACGUAAAAGUGACUCUGGAUCCCCCAGACAUAACAUGUGGAGAUCCUCCUGAGACCUUCUGUGCAAUGGGGAAUCCCUACAUGUGCAAUAAUGAAUGUGAUGCGAGUACCCAAGAACUGGCUCAUCCUCCAGAACUGAUGUUCGAUCUUGAAGGAAGACAUCCCUCCACAUUUUGGCAGUCCACAACUUGGAAGGAUUAUCCAAAGCCUCUUCAUGUUAAUAUUACUCUCUCCUGGAACAAAACCAUUGAGCUGACUGAUAACAUAGUUAUCACGUUUGAAUCUGGCCGUCCAGACCAAAUGAUCCUGGAGAAAUCGCUGGACUAUGGACGAACAUGGCAGCCCUACCAAUAUUAUGCCACAGACUGCUUAGAUGCUUUCCACAUGGAUCCAAAAUCAGUGAGGGAUUUAUCACAGCACACAGUCCUAGAAAUCAUUUGCACAGAAGAAUACUCUACUGGAUACAUGACAAAUAGUAAAAUAAUCCACUUUGAAAUCAAAGAUAGAUUUGCUUUCUUUGCUGGACCUCGGCUUCAUAAUAUGGCUUCUCUUUAUGGCCAGCUUGACACUACCAAGAAGUUAAGAGAUUUCUUUACCAUCACUGAUCUGAGGAUACGAUUGCUUAGGCCAGCAACUGGAGAAAUAUAUGUAGAUGAGCAACACCUGGCACGCUACUUUUAUGCAAUUUCAGACAUAAGGGUAUAUGGAAGGUGUAAGUGCAACCUUCACGCUACUGGCUGUAAAGAAGAAAACAAAAGACUGCUUUGUGAAUGUGAGCAUAACACAACUGGCCCAGACUGUGGAAAAUGCAAGAAAAAUUACCAGGGCCGACCUUGGAGCCCUGGUUCUUAUCUCCCUAUACCUAAGGGCACUGCUAAUAUCUGUAUACCCAGUAUUUCCAGUAUUGGUAUUGUAAAAGCUGUUAUGGCUGAGGAGCUGCCAUUAAACAACCACAUCUUCACAUUUAUGCAGAAUUCUCCUUUCUUCAAAGGAACAGACUGUUAUUGUAACCCUUUUGGUUCAGUCCAUGAUCGCUGUAAUGACAGAGGAUUUUGUGAGUGUAAGGAGGGAACAUCAGGGCCUAAAUGUGAUAAAUGUCUGCCGGGAUAUAUCUGGCACAGCUUGGGCUGUCAACCGAACGUGUGCGACAACGAGCUGCUGCACUGCCAGAACGGAGGGACGUGCAUCAACAACGUGCGCUGCCAGUGCCCCCCGGCCUACACCGGCAUCCUCUGCGAGAAGCUCAAGUGCGAGCGGGACCCGGGAGGCUGCAGCCAGAGCUCGGGCCCGGGGGUGCCGUCGCGGGGCCCCCUGUCCCCGCUCGCCGCCCUCCUCGGCGUGACGGGACUGCUCGUGUUCUAGGGGCCGCGCGGCUGGUGGCACCGCACUCGGACUGCUUCGGCUGCCGCGCGCCACGGGACCGCGGGAUACAACCCGAGCGCUUGCUGCUAAAACCGAAAAAACGAAAACAAGGCGAGAGGAGACAGCGCCGCGCACGGACUCGGCGGGCCCAAGCGAACUAAGCCAUACCGGCGGGCUGGGGGCAGCGCCGCCAGGCAGGACGCCGCACCGCUGGCUCGCGACGGGGCGGCCGUCGCCCCACGCCCCGGCCUGGCCGGGACGGCUCCGAGCGCCCCGACACGGCCGCGGGGCCGCGACGGCGAUGGCUGCGGGCGAGCGCCGGGCACGCCGAGGCGCUCUUUGCUGUCAGCGCAUUGCGGGCCCGAGGAAACCUGCGCGAGCUGCCGCGCCGGCCCCGACUCCUCCCAACGCGUGCUUUAGUGAACGUUGCUCUGUAACCCCUGUUGGUCGAACGAUUUCUUUGUCUGAUGUUAGUGAUGCACAUGUGUAACAGCCCCCCAGUAAAACUCCAGCCAGCCAGACCCUUGUAUACCUUAGCAGCGCGGCACCGGCGCCAGGCUGCGUUCACCGACCGUACAAGAGUGGCUGUAGGACAAAAAGUGUAUUUAUCCUUUUGUAUUCAAAUGAAGUUAUUUUUCUUGAAACAAUGUACAAUGUAGAUUUUUUGUAUUAUUGCCUAUUUGUGUUACCAGACGAUUUGUUAAUGUAUUUAAUUCUAAUCAGAUAAGAGGAAAAAUAUUACUUUUUAUUUAGUCCUUUUCUUUUUCCUUUCAUUUAAUUGUGCAGAGAUUUCUCUGUAUGGGCAACGUGCUGGCAUCAAAGAAUAUCAGUUUACAUAUAUAACGAGUGUAAUAAGAUUCCACCAAAGGACAUUCUAAAUGUUUUCUUGUUGCUUUAACACUGAAAUAUUUCAAAGAAUAAAAAUUCCUGCAUAAACAA
This is a messenger RNA of Dromaius novaehollandiae (emu), 3478 nucleotides long. It is a transcript of the gene NTNG1, whose product is annotated as netrin G1. Gene Ontology annotation, cellular component: basement membrane. Bases 1001 to 2539 code for a protein of 512 amino acids. The record is from RefSeq and is a predicted model, not a curated record. Gene Ontology annotation, biological process: animal organ morphogenesis; tissue development; substrate adhesion-dependent cell spreading. Lineage: Eukaryota; Metazoa; Chordata; Aves; Casuariiformes; Dromaiidae. The transcript is spliced from 8 exons.